This is a messenger RNA of Tarenaya hassleriana, 2147 nucleotides long. Its product is annotated as auxin transporter protein 1-like. The coding region runs from base 362 to 1828 and encodes 488 amino acids. Gene Ontology annotation, cellular component: plasma membrane. The record is from RefSeq and is a predicted model, not a curated record. The transcript has 10 exons. Lineage: Eukaryota; Viridiplantae; Streptophyta; Magnoliopsida; Brassicales; Cleomaceae.
CCUGAGGCAUAUUAGUAUAUAGGUCUCAUUCCUUGUUGAUCAGAACAACGUCUCUCUCUCUCUCUCUCUCUCUCUCUCUCGUACUGCCAUUUUCACUACCUUCUCAAGAAUCGAUCCUCUGUGUCGCUGCCUGUGGCUUCUCCUUCUUAUCUGUUUUGUGGAGACACACACAAAGAAAAGGAGGGCGAUUAAUAAAGAACAGAAGACGAACAGUUUGGUUUUGUUGGUCGUGUUUCAUUCCCCUUCUUCUGUGGUAAGAACACGAGAGGAGUAAGAAGACCAAGAACUGCUGAGAAAACGGAUCUUUUCACUCUCUUUCUAGAUCUAGUGGCAGAGACAAGAGAUCGAGACGACAAGGAAAAUGUCGACGGCGGUGAAGCAGGCGGAGGAGGCUAUAGUUCCGAGCUCGAACGAUACAGAGAGUGAUCAGAUCAUCAACAGUAACCAUGUCGGAAAAGAAGACGAGAUCUCUCCCUCCGGUGGUUUCAGCUUCAAGACUUUCCUCUGGCAUGGCGGCUCCGUCUGGGACGCCUGGUUCAGCUGCGCCUCUAACCAGGUUGCGCAAGUGCUGUUGACGCUGCCGUACUCGUUCAGUCAACUCGGGAUGUUGUCGGGAAUAGUUCUUCAGAUCUUCUACGGAUUGGUCGGAAGCUGGACUGCGUAUCUGAUCAGUGUUCUCUACGUUGAGUACCGAAACAGGAAGGAGAAAGAGGGCAAGAGCUUCAAGAACCAUGUCAUCCAGUGGUUCGAAGUGCUCGACGGGUUAUUAGGUCCGUAUUGGAAGGCAGCCGGACUUGCCUUCAACUGUACUUUCCUCUUAUUCGGAUCUGUCAUACAACUCAUAGCUUGUGCAAGCAACAUAUACUACAUAAACGAUCACUUGGACAAGCGUACGUGGACGUACAUAUUCGGGGCGUGUUGUGCGACCACCGUAUUUAUACCGUCUUUCCACAACUACCGUAUCUGGUCGUUCCUCGGCCUCGGCAUGACCACCUACACCGCUUGGUACCUCGCCAUCGCCGCCCUCAUCCACGGCCAGGCCGAAGGUGUCACACACUCCGGUCCAAAAAAGCUAGUGCUUUAUUUCACCGGAGCCACCAACAUCUUGUACACGUUCGGUGGCCACGCAGUAACUGUAGAGAUAAUGCAUGCGAUGUGGAAACCACAAAAGUUCAAGUACAUUUACUUGCUGGCGACGCUGUACGUAUUCACGCUAACGCUUCCGUCAGCGGCCGCCGUUUACUGGGCCUUUGGGGAUGAGCUUCUCGACCACUCCAACGCCUUCUCCCUCCUCCCCCGCACCGCGUGGCGUGACGCCGCCGUUAUCCUCAUGCUCAUUCACCAGUUUAUAACGUUCGGGUUCGCGUGCACACCGCUAUACUUCGUGUGGGAGAAGGUGAUAGGGAUGCACGAUACGAAGAGCAUAUGCGUGAGGGCACUGGCUCGUUUGCCUGUCGUCAUCCCCAUAUGGUUCUUAGCCAUCAUCUUCCCUUUCUUCGGUCCCAUCAACUCGGCGGUCGGCGCCCUUCUCGUCAGUUUCACCGUCUACAUCAUCCCCGCCCUCGCCCACAUGCUCACCUUCCGCUCCUCUUCCGCCCGUCAGAAUGCGGCGGAGAAGCCACCACGGUUCAUGCCGAGUUGGACGGCAAUGUACGUAUUCAACGCGUUCAUAGUGGUGUGGGUCUUGGUCGUGGGUUUCGGGUUCGGAGGAUGGGCAAGCGUCACUAACUUCGUCAAGCAAGUCGACACUUUCGGCCUCUUCGCAAAAUGUUACCAAUGCAACCCGCCGGUUCCUCCUCCCGGCUCGUCCGUACGCCACGGCCGCUGAGCACGGUUGGUUCCGUACGUUUUUUUUUCCGAUCGUAAUCUACGAGAGAGAAAAAAACCCGGUCCUAAUAUGCCGUCUAUGCAGAUUUGACUUUGCUUGUUCUGUAUUCUUAUACGUGAGGGGAGUGCCCUUUGAACGCGAUGAAUGAUGCGUGCUAAUGUCUUUUUUUUUUCCCCCUUUUGGGGUUUUUUUUUCUUUCUCUUAGCUGAUUAAUAUAGUUGAUAAUAUAGUGUGUUGAUGAUUGAGUUGUGAUUUCUUAUUUUGGUAAUGAAAACAAUAGAGGGUCAAAUGGGUUAUAUAUAUUUGUUACUUUUAACUG